Tetrahymena thermophila SB210 is the source of this 351-nucleotide messenger RNA. RefSeq lists its product as hypothetical. The record is from RefSeq and is a predicted model, not a curated record. NCBI's taxonomy places the organism in Eukaryota, Ciliophora, Oligohymenophorea, Hymenostomatida, Tetrahymenidae. The transcript has a single exon. The annotation marks the transcript as partial.
GAAGUUUUAGAAGUGCAAUUUAAAAAAGCACACGAAUCGAAUACAGAAAUAAAUGGGUUAGAAAAUGAGCUAAAAGCACUAGAAUAAACUAUAUUUGAUGUAUUUAUUAGUGAUGAUUAUAAUCUUCAUAUGAUAAAAUAGCAUAAUAUUGAAAAAUUUUAAGAUUUAGGAUAAUUUAUAGGUUAUUUCUACUUUUUAUUAUCUAAAUCUAUUAUCUAUGAUGGAUGGCAUACUUUUCACUGCGUGUAAUGUAUGCAGUUUGUGACUAAAAAUAAAGUAAAAGUGCUAAAAUAAAUCCAAAAUUACUUAAACUUAUAAGAAAAAAUAUAUAAUCUUAAGUUAAUUUAAUGA